GAAGGCUUCACUCCGGUGCGCUGUGACUCUGCGCGAGCUGGUGGCGGAGAUCGCGGCGGCCGUCAUGACAGAGGGCACGUGUCUGCGUCGUAGAGGAGGACCCCGUAAGACAGAGCCCGCCACAGACCUCAGCCGUUGGCGACUCAGCAAUGAGAGGGGAAGGCAGGUGUGGACAUAUUUUCAAGAAGACGAGAACCCCGGCCGGGGACAGACUGGGCUGGAAGCUCACUCCUUGGGAUUGGACACCGAGAGUUACUUUAAAGACCUGCCCAAAGCCCACACAGCCCAUGAGGGGGCUCUGAAUGGGAUGACAUUUUAUAUGGGACUGCAGGCCGAGGACGGACACUGGGCGGGUGAUUAUAGCGGCCCACUCUUCCUUCUGCCAGGCCUCCUGAUCACGUUCCACAUAGCACACAUCCCUCUGCCAGCUGGAUACAGAGAAGAGAUCGUGCGGUACCUGCGGUCGCUGCAGCUCCCUGACGGUGGCUGGGGCCUGCACAACGAGGACAAGUCCACAGUGUUUGGGACUGUGCUCAACUAUGUGUCCCUAAGAAUCCUGGGUGUUGGGCCUGAUGAUCCUGACCUGGUGCGAGCACGGAGCAUUCUUCACAAGAAAGGUGGAGCAGUGGCCAUCCCGUCCUGGGGGAAAUUCUGGCUGGCUGUCCUGAAUGUUUACAGCUGGGAAGGCCUCAACACCCUGUUCCCAGAGAUGUGGCUGUUUCCUGACUGGGUACCUGCACACCCCUCCACACUCUGGUGUCACUGCCGUCAGGUCUACUUGCCCAUGAGCUACUGCUAUGCCACCCGGCUGAAAGCCAAGGAGGAGGACCCGCUGGUCCAGAGCUUGCGCCAGGAGCUCUACGUGGAGGACUAUGCCAGCAUCAACUGGCCAGCGCAGAGGAAUAAUGUGGCCCCUGAUGACCUGUACAUGCCCCACAGCUGGCUGCUUCGUGUGGUGUAUGCAAUCCUCAACCUAUAUGAACGCCACCACAGCACCAGCCUGAGGCAGCGGACUAUCCACAAGCUGUAUGAGCACAUUGUGGCCGAUGACCGCUUCACCAAGUGUAUCAGCAUUGGCCCAGUCUCAAAAGUCAUCAACAUGCUUGUGCGCUGGCAUGUGGACGGACCUGCCUCCAGCAUUUUCCAGGAGCAUGUCUCCAGGAUUCCUGACUACCUCUGGCUGGGCCUUGAUGGCAUGAAGAUGCAGGGCACCAAUGGCUCUCAGAUCUGGGACACCUCAUUCACCAUCCAGGCUUUGCUAGAGGCGGGUGCACACCACAGGCCUGAGUUUUCGUCCUGCCUGCAGAAGGCGCAUGAGUUCCUCAGGAUCUCACAGGUCCCAGACAACCCACCUGACUACCAGAAGUACUAUCGCCAGAUGUGCAAGGGCGGCUUCUCCUUCAGUACUCUGGAUUGUGGCUGGAUUGUCUCUGACUGCACAGCUGAGGCCUUGAAGUCUAUCCUUCUCGUGCAGGAAAAGUGUCUUUUUGUUACCACGCACGUCCUGCAAGAGCAGCUCUUUGAUGCUGUUGCUGUGUUGCUGAACAUGAGAAACACUGAUGGGGGGUUUGCCACCUAUGAGACCAAGCGUGGCGGGUACCUGCUGGAGCUGCUCAACCCCUCAGAAAUCUUUGGGGACAUUAUGAUUGACUACACGUAUGUGGAGUGCACCUCGGCCGUGAUGCAGGCACUGAAGCAUUUCCACAAGCAGUUUCCAGAGCAUAGGCCGGGGGAAAUCAGGGAGGUCCUCGAGCAGGGCCUUGAGUUCUGUAGGCAGAAGCAGAGGGCUGAUGGCUCCUGGGAAGGCUCCUGGGGGAUUUGCUUUACCUAUGGCACCUGGUUUGGGCUGGAAGCUUUUGCCUGCAUGGGGCAGACUUAUCAUGAUGGGGCUGCCUGUGCAGAGGUCUCCCAGGCCUGUGACUUCCUGCUGUCCCAGCAGAUGGCGGACGGAGGCUGGGGGGAGGAUUUCGAGUCCUGCAAGCAGCGGCGUUAUGUGCAGAACACCCAGUCCCAGAUCCACAACACAUGCUGGGCACUGAUGGGGCUGAUGGCUGUCAGGCAUCCUGGUGUAGAGGCCCUAGAGAGAGGAGUCAGGUGUCUGCUUAGAAAACAGCUCCCCAAUGGUGACUGGCCCCAGGAAAACAACUCCGGGGUCUUCAACAAGACCUGUGCCAUCACCUACACAAACUACAGGAAUGUCUUCCCCAUCUGGGCCCUUGGCCGUUUCUCCCGCCUGUACCCUGAAAGUACUCUCGCUGGCCACCCUUGAGGGUAGGACCUAUGGGUGCCUGGCCAUGGAUGGCAGGCCCAGGUGUCCAGUGGGCCUGCUGAUUGAAAUUAGGGCAUCUUACUGGGACACGGGUGCCCCUGUAGCCCUGCCCCUCAAUCCCUUCUGGAGUGAAUCCUGGGACUAGCACCUACCUAGGGGUGUGGUGCAUGUCCUUGCUUGGUCGCAGGGCUGGGAGGGCUUUUUUAACCAAUAAUAGUUCUCAGCAUUUGUGCCUUAUCUGCCUCCUGCCCGGUGCUGGGCUCAUCCCCAGGAUGGCUCUUCCUAUGUCUUCUAUCUGGACCGAAA
Molecule: messenger RNA, 2575 nt
Organism: Miniopterus natalensis
Lineage: Eukaryota; Metazoa; Chordata; Mammalia; Chiroptera; Miniopteridae
Gene: LSS
Product: lanosterol synthase
Biological process (GO): cholesterol biosynthetic process; triterpenoid biosynthetic process
Cellular component (GO): lipid droplet
Molecular function (GO): lanosterol synthase activity
Source: RefSeq, a predicted model, not a curated record